AUGCUGGGCUCCAAGGUCGCGACGGCUGCCCGGGAGACGUGGAUGGCCCUGUGGAUGGCUGUGACCAUCACGCGCGGCAACGACGCCCGCCUGGUGUUCCUGGCUGACCUCCUGGCCCCCGCCUGCAUCAGCAUCAUUGGUGGCAGCGAUGGGAGCGAGGCCCCCGCCGUCAGCGCUCCCCUGCCCAAGGUGCUGUCGCACCUGGCUCAGGUGGUGGUGCAGGACGCGUGCGAGCUGCUGAGCAGCGAAGAGACAGACGGACGGCGGGCCGCCGAGGCAAACCCCAUCCACAGGUUCCUGAUUCAGUGUCAGGAGUCCAGGAACGUGCUGACCCAGCAUCAGCAGAAGCUCAAGGCUGGCGCACACGACUACGUGCGGCCCGUGAGCACCCGCGAGCUAGUCCAGCAGCUGCGCGCAGAGCUGGCUGGCAUGCGGACAAUGAUGGAGCAGCAGCAGCAGCAAAAGCAGCAGAUGCAGCAGCAGCAGCUUGCUUUGAACAACGGCAGCGCUGCGGCGCCCCUAUCAACACCUUCGUCAGCGUCCCCCCAUCUCAUGGCGUGGGUCGACGCGCCGCGCGUCAACGGCAAGUCGGUGCUGCAGCGUGUGACCGGCGGCGACGUCUCGUUGCGCAAGGGCCAGAAGCUUUGGAAGCUGCUGUGGCGCAACCUCAUCCUCGUCAUACAGCGCGUUGCCGAGCUGCAGCUCCAGGGCUCCCGCGUCUGCAAUAAGACGGCUGCGGCGGAGGCGGCUGUUGCUGGGCGGCGAGAGCGAGCCAUGACAAUGGCGGUGUACGCCCGGCACCUGGAGGGGGCUGCCGCUGCCAAGGCCAAGGCGGCGCGGGGGGAGAGCGGCACCGGCAACGAGAUGGGGUGGGAGGUGAUGAGUGAAAGGGGGUUGUGGCUGAUCGGCUUGCAGUGUGCCUUUGCGUGA
Messenger RNA from Monoraphidium neglectum, 930 nucleotides. RefSeq lists its product as hypothetical. Lineage: Eukaryota; Viridiplantae; Chlorophyta; Chlorophyceae; Sphaeropleales; Selenastraceae. The transcript has 4 exons. Bases 1 to 930 code for a protein of 309 amino acids. The record is from RefSeq and is a predicted model, not a curated record.